Molecule: messenger RNA, 3309 nt
Organism: Fundulus heteroclitus (mummichog)
Lineage: Eukaryota; Metazoa; Chordata; Actinopteri; Cyprinodontiformes; Fundulidae
Product: oocyte zinc finger protein XlCOF6-like
Exons: 2
Coding region: 112-2229 (705 amino acids)
Biological process (GO): regulation of transcription by RNA polymerase II
Cellular component (GO): nucleus
Molecular function (GO): RNA polymerase II cis-regulatory region sequence-specific DNA binding; DNA-binding transcription activator activity, RNA polymerase II-specific
Source: RefSeq, a predicted model, not a curated record
CAAGCAGAAGAAGAAGAAGAAGACUAAGUCGCUAACUGUUUUAUCCUUCUCUGUUUGGAAUCAUCGGGGAGAACAGCAUUUGGGCUAAAUAUUUUAGAGUUUACAGGAAGAAUGUCCUCAUCACAGCUUCAGAGAGAGUUUACCGAUCAGCAGGAGACUCGUGCUGAGGAAUUAACAGAGUUUAAAGAAAUCAUCGUUAAGGCCGAGGAGGAGAGCGAUGAUCAGAGCCGACAGAUGGACUUAACUCGGACAGCCCAGAUAAUCUCACACCGGAUAGACUUUCCCCCGCUUCAUGUUGUGAAGGACGAUGGGUUCCUAGUCGAACCGCUUCUCUUUAACCAAGAGAGCACCUCUAGUUUGGACCAGGAGGAACCAGAACUGCUUAGGAUAAAAGAAGAGUGGAAGACGGAGGAGUUGGAACAUCGGCUGACAAAAGAAGAGCUGGAAAAGCUAGCAUGUGAUGAGAUAAAAGAAGAGCAAGAGGAGCUAGCAUAUCGCGAGAUAAAAGUAGAGCAAGAGGAGCUAGCAUAUUAUGAGAUAAAGGAAGAGCAGGUGGAGGAAGAACAUCAGCUGAUAAAAGAAGAGCAGGAUAGUCAAGACAAAGAGCAAGUUGUGGUGAAGUUGGAGACUGAUACCUUCACAGCAACUCCUAUAAGUGAUGAAAAGUACUUCACAGAAUUAAACAGAAAUCUACUUAUGUCUCAGGACUCUUUUGAGGCUGAGAACCAGGAUCUCGCAGGAAACAAUCCUAUAUAUUCAGGACCAAACGCAGAAGAAGAGCUGAACAGAAUUAAAAGCAGUUUGAAAUCUAGACAGCAUGAUGACAACGCUGUUGGCACAGAACAAAAUUGGCUCCAAAUAACUCAGGAUAAAGAUUUUUACUGUACAAGUUCUGGGAAGGAUUUUACUGAAAACAGCUCAUUUACUAACCACUUGGCAAUGUGUACAGAUGAGAGGUCUUUUUCAUGUGAGAUUUGCGGAAAGAGUUACAGUCGAAAAAGCCAUUUCAUUGUUCACGUGAGAACCCACACCGGUGAGAAGCCUUUUUCGUGCACGAUUUGUGAAAAAUCUUUCAGUCGAAAGGGUCAUUUAACCCGUCACAUAACUACUCACACGGGUGAGAGGCCUUUUUUGUGCAAGGUUUGUGGAAAAAGUUUCCGUCUAAAAGAGCAUUUAUGUCAUCACAUGAUAACCCACAUAGGAGAGAAAUGUUUCACCUGUGAGAUUUGUUUAAAAACCUUUAUUCAAAAAGGCCGUUUAGCUCUUCACAUGAAAAGCCACACAGGUGAAAAGCCUUUCCUAUGCAACGUUUGUGGAGAAAGUUUCUACGGGAAAAACAUGUUAAGUGAUCACAUGAAGACGCACAUUGGUGAGAGGCCUUUCACCUGCAAGAUUUGUGGGAAAUGUUUUAGUCGAAAAGGUUUAGCUAUUCACAUGAGAAGUCACACAGGUGAGAAGCCUUUCUCAUGUUCGAUUUGCGGAAAAGGUUAUGGUAAAAAAAACCUUCUUAAUGUUCACAUGAGAAUUCACACAGGUGAAAGGCCUUUCUCGUGCACGAUUUGUGGAAAACGUUACGGUAAAAAAGGCAUUCUUAACGUGCACUUGAGAACUCACACUGGUGAGAGGCCUUUUUCGUGCAUGAUUUGUGGAAAAACGUACAUUAAAAAAGUUCAUUUAACUGCUCACACGAGAAGUCACACAGGUGAGAAGCCGUACUCGUGCACAUUGUGUGGAAAAAGUUUCCAGUACAAGAUUAGUUUAACCGGACACGUAAAUACCCACAAAGGUGAGAGGCCUUUUUUGUGCAUGAUUUGUGGAAAAACGUACAUUCAAAAAGCUCAUUUAACUGCUCACAUGAGAACUCACACUGGGGAAAGGCCGUACUCGUGCACAUUGUGUGGAAAAAGUUUUCAGUACAAGAUUAGUUUAAUCGGACAUGUAAAUACCCACAAAGGUGAGAGGCCUUUCUCCUGCAAGUUUUGUGAAAAGCGUUUCCGUGAAAAAUGCCAUUUAACUAAUCACAUAACAAUUCACACUGGUGAGAAGCCUUUCCCGUGUAAGGUUUGCGAAAAACGCUUUCGUAAAAAGUUUAGUUUAACUGUUCACAUGAGAACUCACACAGGCGAGAAGCCUUUUUCAUGCAAGAUCUGUGAAAAAUGUUUCCCUAAAAAGUCUAGUUUAAAUAUUCACUUGAGAACUCACACAAGGGAGAAGUCUGUUACGUCCUAGUUGUGUGGAAAACAUUUUGAUAUAUAUGUUUUUAAAUCGUUCAUAUGAUGAUUCACACUGCUGCAAAGGGUUGCCCUGUUGCCUUGCAGAAAGAAGGUCCUGGGUUUGACUGCUAGCCUGGGCUCUUUCUGCAUGGCGUUUGCUUGUUCUCUCUGCUGUGAAAACGAGAACUUAGCACAUGGGAAGUCACACCGCUAAGGUACCAAAAAGCAGAAAUACUGAGGAUUUCCACAGGUUAGAAGCUUUAAGAGUUGUAUGACCAGAUAAGUUAAAAUAGUUUAGCAAGCUUGAAGGGCGCCUAGCUUGUUUAAUACUAAAACCUGCAGCUCUUAAUACAAAAAGACAAAAAACAUUUUGAACUUUUAAUGGAUAAUUUUCAAGUGUAGGUUUUAUGUACCCAUUAAUUUUAUGUGGCGAUGUUCUUGUUUCCACAGAAACUGACAUAAUUCUGGCUCUCUGUUGCCUUUUAAAGGAGUUUAAAUUUAUGUAAAGGAGGAAAUACACGAGACGCAUUACAGCGGGUAAGCACAGCAAAGCAGCUUACGCAUGUCCUACGCUUAGGUUAGCUUUUCAUUUUAAUCAAUCAAUUUACACUAGAAGCAUGAUAGUUGACUUCCGAAAGUAUCCCAAGAUAAUACUCGGGUCUCAGUUUGGCUACAAGGUGGCAGUCACCUUUUUGUUGAUGCUGCGGAAUAUAUGUAUGUAUGUGACUUUAUAAUUUAAGAGUUUUUUAUAAUUUGUAUAUUUAGAUUACACCUUUGAAGGAGCACAGUUCAUAAAGCUAUUACAAGUGGAGAAUGUUUAAAUCAAAUGUACACAUCUUUAUGAUAUAUACUUGUAAUGUUUUUUGGAAGGCCAUGUAACAUUUACACAUUUACACCCAACACUUAACAGAAUCACAUUUGCUCAAUUCAGAUGGACAUAAAGAAAAUGCAGACUCCAAGUCGUCUUACUGUGACUGCUGUCUUGGAGUACCAGCACCUCUCUGUUCCUGUCAUAUAUGAAGAAGAGGACAAAAAAACUUCAUGUAAUAUGUUCGAAUUGUGUGCAGUGCAGAAUAAUAAAGUUGGAUUACAAAUG